AUGCAGGCCUUCCGCCGUAACACCCUUUCGGCCGUCCGAAAUGUCGCUGGCCAGCAGCGCCGGACCUACCUUAAGGCCACCUCUGCCUACGCCGAGACCGUGAACAACCUGCGGAUCAACAAGGAUACCAAGGUUCUGUUCCAGGGCUUCACUGGAAAGCAGGGAACUUUCCACGCCGAGCAGGCCAUCGCCUACGGCACCAACGUCGUCGGUGGUACCAACCCCAAGAAGGCCGGCACUACUCACCUCGACCUCCCCGUUUUCGCCAACGUCGCCGAUGCCGUGAAGGAAACCGGUGCUACUGCCUCUGCCAUCUUCGUCCCCCCCCCUCUCGCUGCCGCCGGUAUUGAGGAGGCCAUCUCCGCUGAGGUUCCCCUUGUUGUUUGCAUUACCGAGGGUAUUCCCCAGCAUGACAUGGUUCGCAUCACCGACAUCCUCAAGACCCAGAACAAGACCCGUCUCGUUGGCCCCAACUGCCCCGGUAUCAUUGCUCCCGGUCAAUGCAAGAUCGGCAUCAUGCCCGGCUUCAUCCACAAGCGCGGUCGUGUCGGUAUCGUCUCCCGUUCCGGUACUCUGACCUACGAGGCCGUCAACCAGACCACCCAGGCUGGUCUCGGUCAGUCCCUUGUCGUCGGUAUUGGCGGUGACCCCUUCUCCGGCACCAACUUCAUCGACUGCCUGAAGAUCUUCCUCGAGGACCCCGAGACCGACCGUAUCAUUAUGAUCGGUGAGAUUGGUGGUUCCGCCGAGGAAGAGGCCGCCGAGUACUUCAAGGCCAACAACAUCCACAACAAGCCCGCCGUCUCCUUCAUUGCUGGUAUCAGUGCUCCCCCCGGCCGCCGUAUGGGCCACGCCGGUGCCAUCGUCAGCGGUGGUAAGGGUGGUGCCGACUCCAAGAUCUCCGCCCUUCAGGAUGCCGGUGUCAUUGUCGAGCGCAGCCCCGCCUCGCUCGGCAAGACCCUGCUCGCUGAGUUCGUCAAGCGUGACCUUGUUUAA
Molecule: messenger RNA, 996 nt
Organism: Penicillium oxalicum
Lineage: Eukaryota; Fungi; Ascomycota; Eurotiomycetes; Eurotiales; Aspergillaceae
Product: succinate--CoA ligase (GDP-forming) subunit alpha
Exons: 7
Coding region: 1-996 (331 amino acids)
Biological process (GO): tricarboxylic acid cycle
Cellular component (GO): mitochondrion; succinate-CoA ligase complex (ADP-forming)
Molecular function (GO): succinate-CoA ligase (ADP-forming) activity; succinate-CoA ligase (GDP-forming) activity
Source: RefSeq, a predicted model, not a curated record